AUGGCCGCCGAGGACGGAGCAGAGCCUUCGGCGCCCGUGGCCGAAGAUGGAGGAGGACCAGCGCCAUCACAACCGCCUUUGGCCCCUGCAACCUCUGUGCAAGUGCCGAACGCGGCCGACGUGGCAAAGGCGGCUGUGGCGGCAAGGGCACUCCAGACCAGGGCGGAGAUCCUUUCAACAAGCCGACUGGUGGUGCCCCAAGCCGCUCCAUCGCAGCCGGCAGCAGCCCCAACUGCGCUCGCCGUUGUGCAGGCCCAAGUCAGCCCUGACCCCGAAACUCAAGCCGAAGCUGACAUGGAAGCCAUGCGACAGAAGAUGACACGGCUCCAAGACAUGCUUCGCCAAAUGCAAGAACAACAACAAGCAUACGAGGCGGCAAGGCGGACCAAGGCCACGUCGGCUCCAAUCCUUCAGUAUUCGCCGGGCCUGGGAGUUUCGCCAUGGAAUCAAGGACCGCAGUCCGACUUCGUCAACGCUGCUCAGGCACCAACCGUUCGGCAGCAAGCUCCAACUCCAGGCUUCGGAACAAACCAAGCACCAAUCCAAGCUGCCACGACGUGGUCGCAGCCAAUUUUUGACCUGUCCAUGGCGGCUCAGCAAGUACCUCCAGUUGGAGCCGGGCAGUCGAAUGCCAGGGCCCAACCUCACGCACAAGCUGCGAUUUUGCCCUUCGCCACACCGUACCCGCCGCAAAGUGCGUCUCAGCCGGCGAUCCAAGGACAGCAGCCAAGGCAAGGCCAAGCCCCCAUGACUUGGAGAAAGUUCAGAACAGACCGUGCGGGCAAGACUGUGAUGGCUGUCAAAGAAGUGCAAGCCCUUCGCAAGGAGUUCGACGCCCAGCAAGCAAGCAACCAUCAGCAGCCAGCCCGCAAGAAGGUCCGAAAAGACCUCUAUUGCGCCUUUCACGAAAGCUCUUCGCACACCACGGAGCAAUGCCGAAACAUUAGGCAACGUGGCAACGCGCAAGACCCAAGGCCGCAGCAGGGAACAACUGUGGAAGCACCCCGCGAAGCAGUUCAGGAGUAA
Messenger RNA from Oryza sativa Japonica Group (Japanese rice), 1026 nucleotides. Lineage: Eukaryota; Viridiplantae; Streptophyta; Magnoliopsida; Poales; Poaceae. The record is from RefSeq and is a predicted model, not a curated record.